Molecule: messenger RNA, 1124 nt
Organism: Prunus persica (peach)
Lineage: Eukaryota; Viridiplantae; Streptophyta; Magnoliopsida; Rosales; Rosaceae
Product: oleosin 16.4 kDa
Exons: 1
Coding region: 117-788 (223 amino acids)
Biological process (GO): response to freezing; lipid storage; seed oilbody biogenesis
Cellular component (GO): monolayer-surrounded lipid storage body; membrane
Source: RefSeq, a predicted model, not a curated record
AAACCCUCACCCCCUCCUCUUCCCCUCACUCUCUCUCUCUCUCUCACACACAUUCUCAACGUCACCGAUCAAACCAACCCAAGCAAAACCCAGAAACCCUAUUAACCUCUUCAUCAAUGGCUGAGCAACACCCCCGCCCACAAGAACACCAAGGCUACCAGACUCAGCACCAGUACGACCAACAACAGCAGCACCAAGGUUUCCAGUACGACGACCAACAGCAACCAAAAGGCUUCCUUCCACAAAAUGGUCCCUCUGCCACGCAUAUUGUAGCAAUGCUCACUCUUGUUCCAAUCGGCGGCACUCUGCUCUUCCUUUCUGGGCUCACGCUCGCUGGGACGAUCCUUGGGCUCGCUGUUUCCACCCCGCUUUUUGUUAUCUUCAGCCCCAUUUUGGUCCCGGCCGCUUUGGUCAUAGGCCUGUCCGUGGUCGGGAUCUUAACCUCGGGGGCUUUUGGGAUCACGGCCCUCUCGUCUUUUUCUUGGUUGGCCCGUUUUCUGAGUCGGAGUCGGUUGCCGCAGAAAAUGGGCCAGAAGGUGCAGGAGACAACGGGGUAUUUGGGCCUAAAGGUACAGGAGACGGCGGGCUAUUUGGGCCAAAAGAUGCAAGAGACUGGAGGCCAGGUGGGCCACUUGUUGCAGGAGACUGGAGGUCAGGUGGGCCAGAAGACUAGAGAAACGGGGCAAAAUGUAGAUAAGGCCCAGGAUGCUGGUAGGGACCAAGAGGGUGGUAGGACCAAAGAAGGUGGCAGGGGGCGUGAAGGUGUUACUGUUACUGUUGAGCCAUGAAGAAGAUGAACUGGUUCAUAGAUGCAUGUUAUAUAUAGGCCUUGGUAGCUAGUAAUCUCUCUCUCUCUCUCUCUCUCUCUCUCUCUCUCUCUCUCUCUCCCCUUCUUGGGGUCUCUUUGUUUCUCUUUCUGCUUUCUUCUGUGUCACCUUUAUAAACGUUUUGGCAAAAGAAAAUGUAGAUGUCACUGUUUGGUCAAUGGUAGUUCUACGUUUGUAUAUGAUGCAAUAAAAUGUUGUGCUAUUUUUUUUGUUCUUUGUUUGUUUCUUUUUCUUUUUGCUUUCAAUUUCCAAAAAUUCACACAAAUUUUAGUAUUUUGUAGCUCAAUUGGUUAAUAG